This is a messenger RNA of Penicillium egyptiacum, 441 nucleotides long. Lineage: Eukaryota; Fungi; Ascomycota; Eurotiomycetes; Eurotiales; Aspergillaceae. The record is from the annotation of a GenBank genome assembly.
AUGAAUCUAUCAAUCGAAAGAAGCCCAGUGAUCAAGUUCCGACUCCACAUCAUAAUUGGCGCCUUGGUCUUGAUCGUCUUCAUUCUCAUCAUUGCACGCAUUGCCAACAGUGGCACUCCGAAGACGAGAACUAAUAUUUGGGGCAUUGCCGUGGUGAGUUACCUUCCCACUUAUACUGCAAUAUCUUGCAUGGAAUUCAUUGACCCAUGGCAAAAGUGCAUCAAAUCAGCCGUUUUCAUGGCCUAUCAAAUAAUGACCACUCACAUGGAUCGACUUAAACGAUGGGCAAGCACAAAGGCGUACAUGAUAUUGAAUAUCAUCGAUACUGUGUUUUGGUUUGCUCUGUUUGUAAUCACGAUCAUGGGUACUAUGGGGUCGACUACCGGGAGCAGUCGGGCAUUGGGUGGUAUUGCGGCUACAUUGGUCUUCUUUCUGUGGUAA